UUUUGGGCUUGUGGUUGCUAUGCAUUUCACUUCCUGUUUUCCAUGGUGAUGGGUGAAUGCCUUGCACUGUGAUUCUUGUAACCUAGAUUUCUUGCAUGUGACAGCAGUCUGUUUACCAUCUAGAAUACAACACUCUUGCAUCGAUUCAGCCUUUAAGAAUUCAUUAACAAAAAAGAACGAAUGCAUUUGUUUUGAACAAAUCGGUGAGUCUGAGGAUGUCUAAAAUGGAUGUCUCAUUCUAUUACAUUACAGUAAGAUAUCUUGGAUCAGCAGUUCUGUAAUUUAUGUUAAAUAGAUAAAGGACAGGAAAUUGCCAUCUGCCUGAAACUUUAUAACAUGAACUAAUAUACUGCUGUAAACGUCUCUAAACAAACACACUUUUUCCACCACAAUGGCUCAGACAACAAUAUGUAAAUGUUUUAUUUUAAAAAUCAUUACAAGUUACAGGAUGGGAGGACAAAAAAAAUAAUCCUGCAUAAAAGACAACUCUUAACGCAGUAAGCGUACGUUCAAUAUUGAAAUGAUUCCUCACCAUUUGUUAAGUACAUUUCUGCCUUUUUAUGAGCUUUAAGAAUAAGAACAAAUAAUGAAAAGAAAAUGCUCAAAACAAAUGCUAUAUUGUUACAUGUUUCAAAGACACAGUACUUACUACAAUGCUGGAAGUUGCAUGGUGUCAGUAACAGACUGACUAUAUAACAGACUUCCUUGUAAAUUAACAGAAAUGCAGUGUUUGGUUUUGAAUGUAAAACGGGCAGCAUGCUGGCAAGUGGCUUUGGCUGUUAGUGGCUGGCUGUGAGCUGUGCUAACAGAACUGGGGUUGACAGGGCAUCGGUGGAAUGCCUUGGCUUAAAAUAUUGUAAUUGGUUACAGUAUUAAAGCGUGAUGGGUUUAAGGCUUCAGGCUUAGGCUGUUGUAUUGCUUUUCCACUUACUUUUCUUUACAAAUGCUGGUCCCAUCCCCCCCCCCCUUCCUCACUUUCCUACAAAUAACAAAAGUUGGCAAAAUCUAAAGCAAAAAUCAGGCUUUGGCACAUGAAAUGCUCUUUGUUUCCCCUUCUUAAAUUCUUACAAACUGAUCUGAAAUCGCCAAUUCUCAUAUGCUGCAGCAAUGAACAGAAAAUGUACCUAAUAAAUAACAUUAGGAUAUCAUUUUGCUCUUAAUGUUUGAUUCUUUUGAAUCACAAUGACUGUGUAUCUAGUGUAUAAUAUAUUUUAGAACAUGCAACAGUAAAGAACUCCCAUGGGUUAUUAAUUGAAUAACAAAAAGCUAGCUUCAAAUCUCCUUUUGAUGUUCAGUCCUCUGCAUUUUGAAACACCAAUGAGAUGGAUUAAUUGCUGCUCAUUAGGCAGUAUGUUGGGACAGCUAUGAAUGCACGUUCUUUCAUGGCCAUUGCCUGUUGUCUGGCUAACAUGGCCAGCUUUUGUAUGUGUUACUGUCUGCCUUAAUGAAAAGCCAAUUAGAUACCAGAGGGAGAAUUAUUCAAGUACAGCCUUUCCAUUUGUGCAUAAUACUUUUGUGUUUUCACAUUUUCUAUUUUUAUCCUCUAUAUUGUGUUACCUGACAUGUUAUCUUGUUAUUUUCUAUGUCAGUAAAAUGUUUUUUUCAUGAAUAGGAUGCAAUACAAACUAGUGAAGCCCCCUGUAUGUGUUUCAUAUUUUUGAUUCCCGGUACUGAGGAGUUAUUUUUUUAGAAAUACAUUUUAGAAUAAAUCAGUUAAUAAUGUAUCAGGUUAAAUCUUAAAGGUGUUGCCGUACACGAUGCUGAACAUGAGAUACAUUUAUGAAUAAAUUAAUUGAUUGCAACAGAUUGCAUGAGUUGAAAGGGGGCACAUGUUGGAUAAAAUAAAAAUGUCAUUUUCAUACACUGAUUACUGUUUAGAAAUAGCAUUGAUUAAUUAAAACAUGUUGUAUUAUGCAGUGACAGCAGAGAUAACUAUCGACUACCGGUAUACUAUUAAAAAGCAAACGAGUCAUCUUGGUGGAACAUAUUAAGAUGUGUGGUUUUUUUUUUUUAUAUGAAAUAUAUUUGACACAAGUGACGUUAUUCGCAAAGAUUGAAAAUGAAUACAGUUACUGUUUAAGUUGAAGUUUUGUGAACAGUGACUAUUUAUAUUUGAAUCUGUUUUAAAUACUGUGCAAAACAGAUUUAUAGUUUUACAUGUUCAAAAAGCAAAAGGCUUAAAGUACAUGUCCUCUUAUUUGUUUGUAUUCAGGUAACAAGCAUGGAUCAAACCGUGAAGGACAAAGCACUACAAAGUAUGGCAGCAAUGUCAUCAGCACAGAUCGUGUCAGCCACUGCCAUCCACAAUAAACUAGGCUUGCCUGGCAUUCCUCGCCCGGCUUUUCCAGGAACACCUGGGUUUUGGCCAGGAAUGAUAUCAACAGGUCAACCAGGAUCCUCGCAUGAUAUAAAGCCAUUUGUUCAGCAAGCAUAUCCAAUCCAACCAGUAGGAACAACACCUGUUCCAGGGUAUGAGUCUGCAGUAACACCUGCCCCGUCAGUACCUGACUGGCAAGGCCGCUCCAUUGGAACAACCAAACUGAGACAGGUGGAGUUCUCGGCUUUCCUCGAGCAGCAGAGAGACCCCGAUUCGUAUAACAAGCACCUCUUUGUACACAUCGGGCAAACCAACCAUUCCUACAACGAUGCCCUGCUUGAAUCGGUAGACAUUCGUCAGAUUUAUGAUAAAUUCCCUGAAAAGAAAGGAGGCCUGAAGGAGCUGUUUGGCAAGGGACCGCAUAAUGCCUUCUUCCUCGUAAAAUUCUGGGCUGACUUGAACUGCAAUAUACAAGAUGAUGCGGGAGCAUUCUAUGGUGUCACAAGCCAGUACGAGAGCUCUGAAAACAUGACAAUUACCUGCUCUACUAAGGUGUGCUCGUUCGGAAAACAAGUCGUGGAAAAAGUAGAGACUGAAUAUGCAAGGUUUGAGAAUGGACGCUUUGUAUAUAGGAUAAGUCGCUCUCCCAUGUGUGAAUAUAUGAUCAAUUUUAUUCACAAACUUAAACACUUGCCAGAAAAAUACAUGAUGAACAGUGUAUUGGAGAAUUUCACCAUUUUACUGGUGGUAACAAACAGGGAUACACAGGAGACUCUUCUUUGUCUGGCAUGUGUGUUUGAAGUGUCGAACAGUGAGCAUGGAGCCCAGCAUCACAUCUAUAGGCUUGUGAAGGAAUGAGAGAGGAACAUUUUACUGAAAACCUUAAACAGAGACUGUAAACCUCACUACAAGUGGCAGUGCCUCGAAUCAGAAUCACACCCACGUUUGUUGGAUUUGGGUGGAGUCAUUUUUUUGAUGUAUAUAUGUGUACGACUGCAGCUGUGAAUUGCGGUACAGUUGUAAAAACUUUUGAUACUGAAUUAGUUCAUUUUAACAGAUUUAUCAAUGCCUGUUCUUAGGAAGGUGUGUGUGUGUGUGUGUGUAUAUGUAUAUAUAUAUAUAUAUAUAUAUAUAUAUAAUGUGCACACAUACAUUAUAUACACAUAUAUAUAUAUAUAUAUAUAUAUAUAAUGUGCAAACAUACAUACAAGUGGAAAUUCUAAUGUAUUAUAGUAGUAUCUGUUGGUGGGGUUGUAUCCGAUCGCUAGACCUUUUAUUUGAAAUUUUUUUGUGGUUUCAACUGAGGGAAAAAAAAAAAAAAGUAAUAGACACUAGCCAUUAUAACAUGGGACAUCUAAGCUCUGUAUAAUAUAUUGAACUAUUGUGAUUGUGUUUUUUUUUUCCCAAAGAAAGUAUUUCAUCAAAGAUAUAAUUUUGGAUAAAUGAAUAUUAAAAGAAAUGCUAGUUUUAAGGUGAAAGAUAAUAGCCAGCCUAUUUAUAAAUACACUACAAAGUUAAAACUUUUGCAGCUUCGAGGAGAUCAAAAUAUUCUCUUUAAACAGGGUUCAUUUGUCUGAAUCUCUUAAUACAAAGCCACACUACUCUUUCACUGUUUGAAAAUGAAAGGUGAAGACUGAAUGCACUGUGAUAUUAAAACCUAGUCUUUUAGGUUUACCUUGGCCGUACCAAUAAUCACUUUGCAAUAAGAAUGUUGCAUAUUACAUUUGCAAAUUCAAAGAAUUCUACGAAAUCCCAUUCCUUAAGCUGCAGAAGGUUUUCACAAUAAAGUAUUCGUACUGCUAAUAACACGGAACAGCACUACAUUCUCACAAAUCGUCUAUCGUCGCCUUGUCCUAAGCACUUGGGUUUUCAGGUAGGACAUGCCUUAUUGAGGUAUCUUGUUUUGUUCACCUUUCUUGAUCAGUAACAACAGGCAUUCUGUGUAAAUAUAAUUGUAUGUGGGGAUCACUUGUUAAAGAAAAUUGACAAGAAGAAACAGUGAAGUUUAAAAAGUUUCCGCUGCAUUAAUCUGCUGUGGUGCAUCAUUCCUGAGCAGGUUCUGUAUUUAUUUUUUGUUUACCAAUAUCAGUUGGUUGCUGCCUUUACAUACACAUCAAGACCUAUGAAAUCUGUGCCCUACACCAUUCAUUUGAUAUAAGCCUUAAAUGUGGUGGUGCGAAAUCCAAAAGAUGCCACUAAAACUGUGAGCUCUUUCCUAAGCUGGAAGACUUUCUUGUUAUUGUCAGUCUUUGUAGGAGUAUAUCAUUCAAAACUGCCAAAGUAUAACAGUGUACAGUGCCUUAGUGUAUGUUGUAAUACUGGCCUUUGUCUGCCUGUAACAAAUGUAACAUCAAUCUUGGUCUGACAUUUUAACUAGAAAUUUACUUCAAGGUAAACCAAAAUAACCGAUUUUUAAUAGCAACUUAUCUGAAAAGACAACUUCUUUACACAUCGGAAUGAAGUACUGUGAGUUCCACAAUAUGCACACAAUUAGAACUAGCCUACACUCAGUUACAGAAAGUCCUUUUGACAGGGUAGAACUUAAAACACUAAAUAAAUGUUGCCUUUUCUUCUCUAAAUGACCAAAAAAUAUGACCUGAUCCUUCGCGAUUUCCUUCACUGCAGCAUGAAAGUGCCUUUGGUUUGAAACGUCCAGCUUAGAAAAGACUGAAUCAAUUGUAAGUAUUAUUAUCUGUAGCAAAACCAAAAAAAAAAGAGAAUAAGAGAUCACCACAAUGCCUUUUUAAGCUUUCUAAAAAAAAUUAAGAAAAAAAAAGUGUUUAAGGAGAAAAGGAAAGUUGGAUUAAUUUAUGUGAAUAUGUACUGAGAGAGGGUGCAGAAACACAAAAACAGCACCUGCCAAUAAUGGGGCGAUUCGCUAACUAAUAGAAAAAGCUGGUCCUCCAGAGUGAUUUUUUUUUUUGUUUGUUUUACUUUGAUUCAAGCUGAUAUGGAAACAGCCAUUGCACUGAUUAGUAGAACCUUUCAUUAUCAUUUGUACGGUGGUUUAUUAUUGGUAAAUAAUACUUCAACUGCUGCUAGUUUAAAAGCAUCACUUUAUAAAGUGACAUUGCAGAAAUUAGAAGCAAAAGUCAUACACAACUUAAAUGGGGGUCUAUCCUAACGAACUAAACUGGCAAAUCUUAAAUACCACCACUGUAUCAUGUAACCCUUCUACUGUACAUGUAAAUAUUCAGUUUCUGACAAGAUUCAAGAGCAGAUAUAUGAGAGAGAACUUUACCUAAGUGUUUGUUUUUCUGGAAUAUGACUACAGUAGAUGCAUUAAAUUUGGGCCUGCAUUAAAGUAGAUCUGUGUGAUUUUAUAUAUUGUUAGGAGUGGUAGAAGACACCCUUUGACUUUUAGGAUUCAAGCAAGUCCUAAGAAACGAGACAGUCGAAUGUAUAUAUGUUACCGUAGUUUACUAUUGUAGCUCAGUGACCUGACAAAAAAUGAAGGAAAUCAGCUGUUGGAUAAAUCACUUUGGAGGAUCGUUCUCUGUGUCCUCUCAGUGACAGAAUGUCACCUGUUUAGAUUCCAGUUUAAGGUUGAAGGAGUUCCUUAAAAGUUUUAAUCUAAUACACCAGUCCCAGAAUGUUUAAAUAUUUCUAUUAAAUUAUCAAAAUCAGAAAGGUUUCUAUAUUAAAGCAUCUCUAGUAUCCCUGUACAGAUUAUGGGAUUUUAGAGAACUUUUUUUGUAUUUUCAAAUCAAAUAGUCUUUAUUGAUGUAUCUCCAGGUUUUGUGUUGUGUUAACAGCUGUUCUGCCCUGUGUAUUUGUUCACAUUUAUAAAUAACUUAAAAUUAACUCUGUUCAUGUUUUUAUUGUGUUGUGUAUAAAAAGGUUUUGUGACGAAUUCAGCAUAUUCAAAUAAGGUCAUUGGUGAACUCGUUACUGCACUGCUGCUGGUAACCUGAUCUGUAAAUUCCAUUUUGAAGCAUCUUAUAAUACCUCUUGUUUUUAAAUAUGGUGGUUUUCUUAGCUUUUACAUUUAUAAAUGUUAGAAAAAGAAGAUUUUAAUAUUAUAGACAAGUUAUACAGAAAUCGGAAGGAAUUUCAUCACAAACCUAUCAGCAGUACAGUUAUACAUUUUUAUAUAUAUAUAUAUAUAUAUAUAUAUAUAUAUAUAUAUAUAUAUAUAUAUAUAUAUAUAUAUAUAUAUAUAUAUAUAUAUAUAAUGUUAUUGUCUUUGUAGGUACUGGUACCUUUUGUUUAUAACCAUUUUAAAUGUUGGCUUCAAAGUGAGUGAACUUUAGUUCAGAUAGUAUCAUGAGAAUUAUGGGGUUUGUGUACAGAGAGUUUUUUUUUGUUUGUUUUUUUUAAAAGGUGCUUUGAUAAAAACCUGUCCUGUCUCUCGGUACAAUUGUGUGAUAUCUUUAAUAUCCAUGACAGUAAAGUGCAAUUAUUUCAUCACAUCAAGAAAAAGAAAAAAUCUGCUACACGUGUGUGUGUGUUCUUUUACUGCAGAUGUUCUUGUCUUUGCUAAGUAACACAUUUUGAUGCCUUCUUGAUAACGUGUGGUAGACAUUUUGUAGCUUUCUAGGAACUUUGUAUGCAUACAAUAUCAAUUGACAAUAAAUAAAAUUUGAAACAUU
Messenger RNA from Acipenser ruthenus (sterlet), 6909 nucleotides. RefSeq names its product transcriptional enhancer factor TEF-1. The record is from RefSeq and is a predicted model, not a curated record. Gene Ontology annotation, molecular function: RNA polymerase II cis-regulatory region sequence-specific DNA binding; DNA-binding transcription factor activity, RNA polymerase II-specific. Lineage: Eukaryota; Metazoa; Chordata; Actinopteri; Acipenseriformes; Acipenseridae. Bases 2222 to 3175 code for a protein of 317 amino acids. Gene Ontology annotation, biological process: hippo signaling; regulation of transcription by RNA polymerase II; embryonic organ development. Gene Ontology annotation, cellular component: transcription regulator complex. The transcript has 9 exons.